Messenger RNA from Gopherus flavomarginatus (Mexican gopher tortoise), 2889 nucleotides. Its product is annotated as zinc finger protein 777-like. Gene Ontology annotation, molecular function: DNA-binding transcription repressor activity, RNA polymerase II-specific. Gene Ontology annotation, biological process: negative regulation of transcription by RNA polymerase II. The transcript has 7 exons. The record is from RefSeq and is a predicted model, not a curated record. The coding region runs from base 244 to 2073 and encodes 609 amino acids. Lineage: Eukaryota; Metazoa; Chordata; Testudines; Testudinidae.
UGUUCUGAAUGCGCUGUUGGGAGCAGGACCUACCUCCUAUCAGACAUUUUACUUUUCUGCAGAUUCCUUAGUAGCUUCUUUGCUUUGGAUCAUUCUUCACCUCCAGUUUCACAAGCAGAUUGCUCAAUAAUCAUUUAUAAUUCCUUCCAGCCAGGAUUUAAAUUAAUUGUAUAUUGUUCCAUAAACAGAUUCUACUAUUUCUGACCCCUGCCUUGUAGCUACAGUGGACAAGACGGAGGAGGCAUGCAUCGAGGAUCUGAGGAGCGAGAGAUCCCUAUACUGGAUCAGGAGUGGGACAUGGAGUCCCAGCAGUGGACACCUUUCCAGCCCUCUACUGUUCCUCAGCAAACUUCUGCUAAAGAGACAAAGCCAGACUCUGCAGAGAUUUCGCUUUGGACUGUUCUAGCUGCAAUUCAAGCAGUGGAAAAGAAGGUUGAUUCUCAUGCCACGCGGUUACUGAAUCUGGAGCGUAGAACAGUGACAACAGAAAAGAAAUACUUUGACUGCGAGAAAACAGUAGUGGAUUUUGGGAACCAAAUGGAGAGUAAAUGGGCUGCGCUGGGAACUCUGAUCCAGGAGUACGGGCUGCUGCAGAGGAGGCUGGAGAACGUGGAGAACCUGCUGAAGAACAGGAACUUCUGGAUCCUGAGGCUCCCCCCAGGCACCAAGGGGGAAAUCCCCAAGGUCCCGGUGGCAUUUGAAAAUGACUCAGUUUACUUCUCUGAGCAAGAAUGGCAGAACUUAGAUGAGUGGCAGAAAGAGCUUUACAAGAACGUGAUGAAGGGGAACUAUGAGUCUCUGAUCUCGCUGGACUAUGCACUCUCCAAACCUGACCUUCUGGCGCGGAUUGAACGAGGGGAAGCGCCCUGCGAGGGGGAGGAGGGAGACGUAGAGGAGAGAGAAAUCCCUGCAGAGCCCAGCACAGACUCACUGGUGUAUACACCUGAGGCGACCUGCCAGAGUGAAGGCGAGGAAGAGCCGUGCAUCAAGGGACAGGAGAACUCGGAGGAAAGAGAGAUCCCAGCUGAACCUCCAGUCGAGUGCACGUUUUCCCAGCCAAGCUGUGUGUCCCGGGUAAAGCGAGAGGAGGAGCUGUGUGUCGAGGAGCAGGGGCCCUUGGAGGAAGUGGAAAUAUUCUCAGAGCCCAGCACUGCAGAUAAUGGAAUCAUGUUCCAAACUGAGCUGCUGGAGCAUGGGGAACAUCUCAAACGCUUGCAGCUGCGAAGGACAUUCUCUGGACUGUCCGAAGAAACUGUGUUCCGGACUCCCAGGGAAGGAAGGUCUUUGGAUAGUCCAGACAGCUCAAUAAUACAGCCAAGGAACCAUGUCAAGGACAGGCUGGUAGAGUCAGUGCCUGGAGAAGAAAGCUUCAGGGAAAGCAAUGCUGUGACUUUUUACCGGCGAAGCUGCCCAGGUGAGAGACCACACAUGUGUGCUGAGUGUGGGAAAGGCUUUCGGCUGAAGGAGAGCCUCACAAUGCACCAGAGAAGUCACACGAAGCUGGGAUGCUACGAACCUGCAGCGUGUGAAAAAAGCUUUGUGUACAAGCAGCACUUGACAAUGCAUCAGAGAAUCCACACCGGAGGGGCCACUUACAGCUCUGUGGAGUGUGAGGAAAGCUUCAAACAGAAUCACCACCUGAAAUCCCACCCCAGAAUCCAGGCAGCGGACAAGUCAUUCAGUGCCACUAAAUGCACAAAAAGCUUCAGCGUCAAAUCACCUUACAGGCAGCACCAGAAAAGCCACGUGCGAGAGAGACCCUAUAAGUGUAAUAAGUGCCAGGAGUGCUUCUCUCAGAAGAAAAGCCUCAUCAUGCAUCAGAGAACGCACACGGGAAGGAGUGGAGGGUCGUUAAUGUGCACGUACUGCGGGAAGAACUUCACUCACCCCUCGGAUCUGGUUAGACACCAGAGGAUCCACACGGGGGAGAGACCCUACCAAUGCACUGAGUGCACAAAAAGCUUUACGCAAAAGCAGCAUCUGCUCCAACACCAAAAAAUCCACACCCGCGAGAGGAACCGUCUAAAUGUGCAGAACAUGAGAGAGGCUUUGCUAGAUAACAUCUUCUUCUAGUCACGCAGGGCCGACUCAGUGCGAGGGCCCUGUACUUUUACCAUGUACUCGGUGCUGCAGACACUCAAAAGAAACAGUUUAUCGCCAAAGGAUGCACACUGUAGGGUAGGGGCCACACAAUCUUCUUGCUGGAGUGGUGGUAUGUUGCAAUAUCUCGUAGCUCACUUGAAAAUACUUUUAAUGUGAAAUGCUCCAAGUUUUAAAACAAGUGAAUUGAAUCACUUGAUUGAAGUGAUAACGAAAUAUGUUUCUUGGGAAUGUCUAUUUAUCUGGAAUUGGCAAUAUGCAAGCUACUCCCCUCGAUGAUAUCCUGUGUGACAAAGUUCCUCUUUGUCCUGCGCUUAUUGGCAGAUUUGCUCACCUCAGUGAUCUUCCCCACAGUCUGGAUCAACUCCUCCUGUGUCUGAUCAGGAGUGGGGAGGUUUGGGGGGAAUCCGGGCCCACCCUCUACUCCGGGUUCCCGCCCAGGGCCUUGUGGAUUGCAGCUGUUUAUAGUGCCUCCUGUAACAGCUGCAUGACAGCUACAAGUCCCUGGGCUACUUCCCCAUGGCCUCCUCCAAACACCUUCUUUAUCCUCACCACAGGACCUUCCUCCUGGUGUCUGAUAAUGCUUGUACUCCUUAGUCCUUCAGCAGCACAGCCUCUCACUCUCAGCUCCUUGUGCCUCUUGCUCCCAGCUCCUCACACGCACUUCCUCUCCUCUGACUCCCCCCUCCCUGACUGGAGUGAGCUUCUUUUUAAACCCAGGUGCCCUAAUUAGCCUGCCUUGAUUGGCUGCAGGUGUUCUAAUCAGCCUGUCUGCCUUAAUUGGUUCUA